Molecule: messenger RNA, 1329 nt
Organism: Mesoplodon densirostris (Blainville's beaked whale)
Lineage: Eukaryota; Metazoa; Chordata; Mammalia; Artiodactyla; Ziphiidae
Product: paraneoplastic antigen-like protein 5
Exons: 1
Coding region: 1-1329 (442 amino acids)
Source: RefSeq, a predicted model, not a curated record
AUGGCUGUGAAUCUGUUGGAGGAUUGGUGCAAAGGGAUGGACCUGGACCCCAGGAAGGCCCUGCUCAUCGUGGGCAUCCCUGUGGAGUGUAGUGAAGAUGAAAUAAAAGAGACCCUGAAGGCGGGCUUACAGCCCCUCGGUGCCUACAGUGUGCUGGGCACAACAUUCAGAAGGGAAGACGACUCUAAGGCAGUUUUCAUUGCAUUGGCCGACACGGUCAAUUAUGCUUCGACGCCCAGUCAGAUCCCAGGAAAGGGAGGUACCUGGGAAGUGGUGGUGAAACCCCGUACAUCAGAUGAUGAAUUUAUCAACAGACUGAAGUGCUUCCUGAAACAUGAGGGCCGGAGAAUGGUAGAUACGGUCAGAACCGUGGGGACGUACCUUGAGGACAUAGAGCCAAAAGGCUUGGCUCAAGUCAAGCCACCAGACCUGCAGCCUCUGAAAGGAAGCAUGUGGUACCGAAAACUGAAGGUGUUUUCGGGAAACACUUUCCCAGGCCCAGGCGAAGAGAACUUUGAAGCCUGGCUAGAGCAGGUGACUGAGUUGAUGCAGAUGUGGCAGGUGUCUGAGGUAGAGAAGCAGCGGCGUUUGCUGGAAAGCUUACGCGGCCCCGCCCUGUCCAUCAUGCGGGCGCUCCGGGCCAACAGCGAGUCCAUGACUGUAGCGCAGUGCCUGGACGCCCUGAAGCAGAUCUUUGGGAAUAAAGAGGACUAUAGAACCUCACAGUUAAAGUUCCUCCAGAUCUUCCAGAAGUCCGGAGAGAAAGUCUCUACCUUUCUGGUACGGUUAGAGCCCGUGCUGCAGAACGCUGUGAAGCACAGCCCCGAGUCAGUGGGAAGGGCAGACGUGAUUCGCCUGAAAUACAUCCUGGCUCAGGCCUCCAUGAGCACCUCCCUCCAGGGCAAGCUCAAGCUCAUGGAGCAGCGAGGGCAUGCGCCCACUUUCCUGGAGUUAAUGAAGCUCAUUCGAGAUGAGGAGGAGUUAGAGGCCGCCAUGGCCCUGACCAGGGAGAAGCAGAGGCAAGUAGAAAGGGGCCGCAUGGCCUCUGGCGCCCAGGCACUGGCAAAAACCAGUGUCCCCGUCUCUCCGGUCAGGGAGCAGACAAGGCUGUUUCGUGAGAGCAGCACGCAGACCGUCCAGGAAGGGGCCACCCUGUCACUGAAGCGCACGCAGGUGCCAUGCUGCUGCGGGACUGGGGAGGAAGGCCACAGCCAGACAGCGUGUCCUAGGGAUGAGGGCCAAUCCCCGGCAAAGCAGAAGCCUCAGCCUGCAGCAGAAGAGUUGGGAAACGAGAUGGGGGCUGGGGCCAUGAGCCACCCCAAGCCCUAG